UGAGUGUCCACUCCUGCUGAAACUGUUGAUCCGAGUUGGGUAAACGUUAGCUUGUGGCUGAGGGAGUCUGUCAAUCGCUUCUUAUCUUGUUCAACGAGUCGUGCCAAAUAGUAGCACAUGCUACAAAUUGAUGCCCUGGUAAGUUAAAUGUCAGUGAGUCCAGAUGCAUGAGUCUGGGUCAGAGCAGACAACCUGCACCAGUCCAGCCAAUCAGACAGAGAAUGGGGACAGUGCUGAAAGGGACGAUUGGCUGAGCACUCAGACUCCAACUCCAGAGGGUUCCGGGGCUGACAGCCAGCAGCAAAACCAGGUUCCAGUCUCGGUGUCUAUGAUGACACCUCCGGUGGAGACUCUUCAGCAGACACUGCAGCAGGUCCUCAACCCACAGCAGAUCCAGGCCCUGCUCCAGCAGCAGAAAGCACUCAUGUUACACCAGCAACACAUACAGGAUCUCUGCCAGAAACAGCAGGACCAGUUCAACGCCCAGCUCCUACAGCAGAAGCAUGCUGAGAAGUCAGAGCAAGAGCAGCUAACAGCCCAGCACAUGGUCAUCCAGCAGCAGUUCUUGCAAGUCCAACAGCAGCACCUCCUCAGCCUCCAGAGACAGGGUCUCCUGUCUGUCCUGCCCUCCAUGAGCCCCUCUACAGCUCAGGGUUUAGUGAAAGGGUGUGAGUAUAGUACAAGCCUGCCCUCUGGUGGUGAGUAUCCAGCCACUUUUCAGAAGAACCUGCUCCACAGCCAGCAGUCCACCACUAAUGGGAAUCAUAAAUCACAGCCACUAAAGAAGAAAGACAGUGGUCCUGUGGAUGAUCACUCACAAAACACUCACCCUCUCUAUGGACACGGCAUGUGCAAAUGGUCUGGCUGUGAGGCAGUCUUUGGAGACUUUCAGGCUUUUCUCGAACAUCUGAACGGUGAACAUACACUGGAUGACAAGAGUACAGCACAGUGUCGAGUGCAGAUGCAGGUUGUUCAGCAGCUAGAACUGCAGUUGAAAAAAGACAGAGAGCGUCUGCAAGCCAUGAUGUCUCACCUCAAAUCCUCUGAGCAAAUGUCAAAACCAGCAACACCAACAGUGGAUCUUAUGCCCAACGUUGCCUUCUCCCAGGUGACAUUUCCCAAGGUGCUUCCUCCCAUGAGCUUGUCUCAAAGUGCCACUGCUCCUUCCACACCCCUGACACCUCCCCCGACCUCCUCUAUCAUCACUCCCAACACCCUGCUCACUGUGAGCCCUGGGAGGAGACGGUACUCAGACAAGUACAGCAAGAACAUGAAUCAAGAUAUUGUUCAGAAUAAAGAGUUCUACAUCAGUACGGAAGUUAGACCACCAUUUACAUAUGCAGCCCUAAUAAGACAGGCAAUAUUUGAAUCACCCUAUAAGCAGCUGACACUAAAUGAAAUCUACAAUUGGUUCACACAAACGUUUGCAUAUUUCAGACGCAAUGCAGCAACAUGGAAGAAUGCAGUGAGACACAACCUCAGCCUCCACAAGUGUUUUGUGCGAGUGGAGAACGUAAAAGGAGCUGUGUGGACAGUUGAUGAGAUGGAGUUCCAGAGGAGAAGACCCCAGAAGCCUGCUGGUGAAGGAUCUUUCAGAAGAGAGAACACUGGCCAUGGUCACAGCUCAGCUUCCCUUACUCCUAAGCAGGAAGAGAUGAAUGCAACUCUCUGGUAUGGGAAUGGAUCCUACAGUGACAGCAGUGAAGAGCAGUACCCUAUGCACCCCCUCGUAAAAGAAGAGCUAAUGGACGAGGAGGCAUAUGAGAAUGUGCCCCAUGACUGUUCUGAGACUGAGAGCUCUGAUGAGCACAGCUCAGAUGUGGACCAAGACGAAGAUGGCGGUAGCCCAGAAAGACCCAACCUGCAGCUGGCUCAUGUGCCUUCGCAAUGAAAGAGAGAAUGCAUUCCAAACUGUCAAUCUCCACUGCACUCCCACAUUGGAAAACUAUGAAAUAUACCAAAUGACUUGGUAGAACUAUUUCAUAUCAAGUGACUAUUUAUUGAAGAUGUUUUAUGCUCUGUUGUACUGGCAUCAUUUGUACUGGGUAUUAUCCACCCAAGCUCACACUGAAGACAACAGAACCUAUUAUUGUAACACCGCUUGUCCUCAAAUAAUGUAUUCGUAUUGGCUUAUUGUGAGGCAGUACAACCAAUGAUGAAGCCCUAUGGGGAGCUGGUUCAGUGAUGCAGAGUUAUGUUCUUUCUUCAAUGUCUUUUGUUUCACUCUUUCAUGAAUAUGUAUAUUUAAUAACCAGAGCAUUGGCAAUAUUUAUGGACAGUACUUCAUGAAGAUGAAUGUUUGUUUUCUCCCACAAACGUGUUUAUUUUUUACCUAUGUGAGUACCAGACAACCUGCAGAUAGUAAUCCUGUGUUCCGUUUGUGACAUGACAUCAUUGAUAAUUGGUUACUUUUACACUGCCAACAAUAUGAUUUCCACCACCGUUCAAAAGUUUGGGGUCACUUAGAAAUGUCCUUGUUUUUGAAGGAAAAGCAAUUUUUUUUGGUCCUUUUGAAAUACCAUCAAAUUGAUCAGAAAUACAGUGUAGACCUUGUUAAUGUUGUAAAUGACUGUUGUGGCUGGAAACAGCAGAUUCUUUAUAGAAAAUCUACAUAGGCGUACAGAGUCAGAAACCAUCACUCCUGUGUUCCAAUGGCAAGUUGUAUUAGCUAAUCCAAGUUUAUCAUUUUAAAAGGCUAAUUGAUCAUUAGAAAACCCUUUUUACAAUUAUGUUAGCACAGCUGAAAACUGUUGUUCUGGUAAAGAAGCAAUACAACUGGCCUUCUUUAGACUAGUUGAGUAUCUGGAGCAUCAGCAUUUGUGUGUUCUAUUACAGGCCCAAAAUGGCUAGAAACAAAACUUUCUUCUGAAACUCAUCAGUCUAUUCUUGUUCUGAGAUAUGAAGGCUAUUCCAUGUGAGAAAUUGCCAAGAAACUAAAGAUCUUGUACAACGCUGUGUACUACUCCCUUCACAGAACAGCACAAACUGUCCCUAACCAGAAUAGAAAGAGGAAUGGAAUGCCCCAGUGCACAACUGAGCAAGAGGACAAGUACAUUAGAGUGUCUAGUUUGAGAAACAGACACCUCACAAGUCCUCAACUGGCAGCUUCAUUAAAUGGUACCCUCAAAACACCAGUCUCAAUGUCAACAGUGAAGAGGUGACACCGGGAUGUUAGCCUUCUAGGCAGAGUUGCAAAGAAAAAGCCAUACCUCAGAUUGGUCAAUAAAAAGGAAAGCAUCCCAGAGUCGCCUCUUCACUGUUCACUUUGAGACUGGUGUUAUUCGGGUAUCAUUUAAUGAAGCAGUUGAGGACUUGUGAGGUGUCUGUUUCUCAAACUAGACACUAAUGUACAUGUCCUCUUGAUAAAUGAUGCACUUGAAUUAGUUAACACAACGUGCCAUUGGAACACAGGAGUGAUGGUUGCUGAUAAUGGGCCUCUGUAGAUAUUCCAUUACAAAUCAGCCAUUUCCAGCUUUAAUAGUCAUUUACAACAUUGACAAUGUCUACACUGUAUUUAUGAUCAAUUUGAUGUUAUUUUAAUGGACAAAAAAUGUGCUUUUUCUUUUAAAAAACAGGACAUUUCUAAGUGGCCCCAAACUUGUGAACGGUAGUGUAUGUAUAACCUCUGUUGGGAUAUAAUUAUUUGUGUAGCCUCCUAAUCUAAUUUUUUUCCCACUGGCCCAAACAUUGCUUUUUGGUCUUAUUUACCAUUGUAUUGUACAUUGCCAGAUUUGUGCACUAAAAGCUGUCUGUAAUAAAUGCUGUAUCUAAA
Messenger RNA from Oncorhynchus nerka (sockeye salmon), 3772 nucleotides. RefSeq names its product forkhead box protein P1-B-like. Gene Ontology annotation, biological process: regulation of transcription by RNA polymerase II. The coding region runs from base 164 to 1891 and encodes 575 amino acids. The record is from RefSeq and is a predicted model, not a curated record. Gene Ontology annotation, molecular function: RNA polymerase II cis-regulatory region sequence-specific DNA binding; DNA-binding transcription repressor activity, RNA polymerase II-specific. Lineage: Eukaryota; Metazoa; Chordata; Actinopteri; Salmoniformes; Salmonidae. The transcript is spliced from 16 exons. Gene Ontology annotation, cellular component: nucleus.